UGAUACGUCAGAGCUGCAUGUGUAUGGCAUCAUGAUGCUAAAAAUUUGUAUGCUGAUCGGAUUUUGUCAAACAAAAUCGAAUCGAACGAUCAAGGACACAGCCGAUCGGGAGCAUACAUUUGCCAUCUCAGCAAAAGAAAAAACAACAAAGUUGAAAGACAAAAGAAUGAAAAUGAAGUCCAGUUCUGCGCGCUCUGGUUUGACACCUUGCCGACGAUACUCUAUCGUUGCUGCUUUGGCAUUGGUAUCACUCACACUCCCGGUUCAAUAUGGUCACGCAUUCGUUCCACCGUUACAAUCAGGCGUGAGUCGGGAAAGCAAUUUGUCACUGUGUCGGGACGCAACAAACGGUAUAAGCGAAGAUAAACUCAAAAAAAUUGUCGGUGAGAAUGAGGCCACUAUUGGAAACGAUCAUCCCACCCGCAACAGCAAUUUCGUGGCCGCUAUGGCGAGUCUGUCACUUGCGACAACCUUGUUUCUCGGUCCGCUAACCCCGGAACCAGCCCAUGCGAGUUCGUACGCCGCGUUCACACCGGAGCAAAAGCUGGUCACCGAGGCGUGGAGGACCGUUGAUUCGACGUAUGUCGAUCGAACCUUCAACGGUCAGGAUUGGUUCAAGAUGCGCCAGGAUCUUGUCAAGAAAAAGUAUAGGAGCAUGGACGAGGCACAGGACGCAGUUGCCAAAAUGAUGUCCACCCUUGGAGACAAGUACACCAAAUACCUGACUCCGGCAAAGUACCAAUCGCUUGUGGACACCGCAACGGGAACGCUGGCGGGAGUCGGUGUCGAAAUUGCCACCAACAAAGACGAAAUCCCGAUCGUAUCGGACGUCGAACCCAAUAGCCCCGCCCAGAAGGCCGGGCUCCUGCCAAAGGACGUCUUUGUAGAAGGCGGUGGAGCCAAAUUCGACAAGUCGUCCACGCCGGACGAUGUAGCUCUGCGACUGAGAGGGCCCGUGGGCAGCAAAGUCGGCAUCACGGUCCUGCGGGACGGAGCAACCAAAGACUUCAUCAUCGAGCGAGCGCCAAUCACGGUAACCAGCGUUCGAAGCUACAUAGCACAAUCCAAUAAAAACGUGGGCGUGAUUCGAAUCAAAUCCUUUUCGGGCACCACGAGUUCCACCGUGAAGGAAGCAGUCCAAGAGCUGAAGAAAAAAGGUGCCAAACAAAUUCUGAUUGAUCUGAGGAGCAACCCCGGAGGUCUAUUGCCCGGAGGAGUCGAAACGGCACAGCUGUUCCUCGAAUCCAACAAACAAAUCGUCUACGUUGUGAGCAACAAGGGUGUCAUUCUUGCCGAAUCUACGUUCGAGGAUGGCUUCGAUACGGAAACCAAGUUGACAAUUCUCGUUGAUCACAAUACAGCCUCGGCAGCCGAGGUCUUCACGGCUGCUAUGAAAGAAAAUGGAAGAGCAACCGUAAUUGGGGAACAGGUAAGCGAUAAGAGUUUUUCGUUGAUCAUAAUUUUCACUUGACUUUGUAAUGGUUGUAAAAUCGUGUAACAGUUUGUUAAACUUCAAUAGCAGGCACGUGUCGUUCUAAUUGACCUCUUGCUCCUUUCACUUACAUCAUGUGCUAUCAACAGACGUUUGGAAAGGGUAUCAUCCAAACGAUUCGCGAAUUAUCCGAUGGUAAUGGUGGACUUUCAGUAACGGUGGCACGGUACGAAACUCCCAAUCACAACAAUAUCAACAAGUCGGGAAUUGCUGUAGACAAAGCGGUGGAUGUUGAAUGCCCCAAAGACAACGCGCUAGCAUGCCUACCAUCGGGAUACUUUUAAGCUACAAAUAUAAACAUCAUAACAAA
This is a messenger RNA of Pseudo-nitzschia multistriata, 1802 nucleotides long. Lineage: Eukaryota; Bacillariophyta; Bacillariophyceae; Bacillariales; Bacillariaceae. The record is from the annotation of a GenBank genome assembly.